AUGGCGAGAUCAGGUCCCGACAGAGACUCACAGGCCCCAAUGUUUGUGGAUCCAGCGGGCGGCACUGUUGCAGCGGUUGGGCUCUAUCCCGUUCUAGACGCACGUGUACAAUACCGAGAUGCGAUGGUGCUUGUGGGAGAAACGGAACAUGCAUAUCGCCAAGAAUGUGCCGAUGCUCCGAUGGGACCACCAGUGAAUCGUGCGACGAAUCCCGGCCCGCCGCAGAAACUCAUGUACCACCACAGAUGCGGGUGUUCCGAGGACAAUGCAGCCGCUCCCGCCGUGUCUGCAAACACAUCUGCCUAA
Molecule: messenger RNA, 306 nt
Organism: Candidula unifasciata
Lineage: Eukaryota; Metazoa; Mollusca; Gastropoda; Stylommatophora; Geomitridae
Source: the annotation of a GenBank genome assembly